UAAACAUUGAUAUAUCCUUUUCAACCUCACUAGUAUUUUUUUUUUCUCUUUCCAUCAACCAUGUACUUUUCAUUUCAACUCGGGGUAAGCCCGUCAUAGAAGGACCCUUUGCCAUGUGCACUGGUUUAAUCUCUUCUUGGUGAGAACAUGUUGAAAACUUAUUCACGUAGCUAUGAUAACGUUUGAUUAAUGACCUUAAUAUAGAAUUUUAAAUGUGCUACAAUAUUAUUUGAAAUUUAAUAAAAAAAUUUAUUUGGCUUGUCAUUCUUUCUUUGUUUCUUUUUUUCUUCAUAUUUGUCUUUGAAGUUCAUUGAAGUCUCUCAUCAGUCUGAUUCUGAUAUCACACGGCAAGCCAAUAAAGUCAGCGAAAAGCACACCUACCAAGCUAACUGGUCACAAAAGCAUUGGUUUUCUAUUUGAGUCGUAACACCCGACUUUUUCUUUUCCUCUUUAUCAUUCAACGCGCUUUUUCUUUUCUUUGUUGCGUAAAAUAUUUGAAGUUUUGUUGUGAGACUUGCUUCAAUCACAGCUGUAUUCUCAAUUUUGCAAUUAAGCAAAUUUAGCUUUAUUAUUCAGUUGUGGUUGAUAUAAAUGAACUUUUUCUACUGCAAUUAAGUCAGGACUCAUAUCUCAGACUUGGUGUCUCUACUGCUCUGUAAUGGCUGCUGCUGCUGCUUCUUCUUCGCCUUCUCAGGGGCGCUAUGAUGUGUUCCUGAGCUUUAGAGGGGAAGACACCCGCAAUAACUUCACUGCCCAUCUCUGUGAGGAGUUGCACACCAAAGGAAUCAACACUUUCAUAGACGAGGAGAAGCUCGAGAGAGGGCAAGCCGUAUCUGCUGCACUUGUUUCUGCUAUUGAAAACUCCAUGUUUUCUAUCAUUGUUUUAUCAGAAAAUUAUGCAUCUUCUAGAUGGUGUUUAGAGGAGCUGGUGAAGAUAAUACAGUGCAUGAAAAACAGCGGACACAGGGUUCUCCCAAUUUUCUACAACGUCGAUCCCUCGGAUGUGAGAAAUCACAUGGGAAAAUUUGGAGAAGCCUUGGCUAAACAUGAAGAGAAUUCCAAGGAGGGUAUGGAGAGGGUGCAGAUUUGGAAGGAUGCUCUCACUCAAGUCACCAAUUUCUCUGGUUGGGAUUCAAGGAAUAAGUAAUUAUUUAAAGCUUUUUUUCACUCUUACUUUAUUUUUUAUUUUUAAUAUUGCCAUUUUAAAUGCUCUUUCUAA
Molecule: messenger RNA, 1219 nt
Organism: Vitis vinifera (wine grape)
Lineage: Eukaryota; Viridiplantae; Streptophyta; Magnoliopsida; Vitales; Vitaceae
Product: TMV resistance protein N
Exons: 1
Coding region: 659-1147 (162 amino acids)
Biological process (GO): signal transduction
Source: RefSeq, a predicted model, not a curated record